AUGGCUGCACAUAAUGUAUUAAUAGAACUAAAUCUCGCUUGCCACGAAGAGGAUUGUGUUAAAGUGUCUGAAAGCUUGGCACUACAAGAAGCAAACAACAUACAGAUAGAUAGUGUACACAAUUCGUUUUCUGUAAUAGAUUCUAUUAACACAGAUGAAAUAUUGAAAACUGCCAAGGCAAUAUCGAGCAAAAAAAAGAGCAUGGCCAUUGCUGUUGUAGGGGACAUCGCAGCAGUUCCUCAUGACAGAGAGCUAUUAGGAGAUAUGUAG
This is a messenger RNA of Parnassius apollo (apollo), 270 nucleotides long. Lineage: Eukaryota; Metazoa; Arthropoda; Insecta; Lepidoptera; Papilionidae. The record is from the annotation of a GenBank genome assembly.